Messenger RNA from Debaryomyces fabryi, 2442 nucleotides. RefSeq names its product ATP-binding cassette long-chain fatty acid transporter (gene PXA1). Gene Ontology annotation, cellular component: peroxisomal membrane. NCBI's taxonomy places the organism in Eukaryota, Fungi, Ascomycota, Pichiomycetes, Serinales, Debaryomycetaceae. Gene Ontology annotation, biological process: fatty acid beta-oxidation; long-chain fatty acid import into peroxisome; peroxisome organization. The transcript has a single exon. Gene Ontology annotation, molecular function: long-chain fatty acid transmembrane transporter activity; ABC-type transporter activity; ATP hydrolysis activity. The coding region runs from base 1 to 2442 and encodes 813 amino acids. The record is from RefSeq and is a predicted model, not a curated record.
AUGGUCAGCAUAUCCACGCUUGCCGGCUAUAACAAGAAUGACAUUCGGAAUCUAUUAUUGAUUUUACAGGAGUUUGUGAUCACUUACAAGGAUAAUAAGGUCAAGAUCAACUACAAGUCGAGACCGGUGGUGCUAUUUUUGGGGACGCUUAUAUCUACUGCUGGAUUGGGGAUUUUGUUUACGUUAAGGAACUUACUACACCAGUAUUCCGAUUAUCAGUUGAAUAGAAAGCAGAACCGUCCGUUUUUGAUAAGACAAUCAUCGACAAUCUUGAAAAAUGGUAGUCGAGAGAUCUUUAUUCCAAAGGGAAAGAAUUCGACCACAAGGAUAAUUAUUCCGAAACCCAACCAAGAUCGGUAUGCUGCUGACAAGUACUUGUACAAGAACUUUAUAAUUGAUCAGAAUUUGAAGACCCAGAACAACUUGUUCAAUUCCAAGUUUUUGAACCAGUUGCUGAUUAUUUGGAGGAUUUUAAUCCCCCGCUUCUACUCGAAAAAUACGUCGUUGUUGUUAUCACAGUGCUUUUUCUUGAUUUUAAGAACAUGGUUGUCGUUGUUGGUGGCUAAACUCGACGGGCAGAUCGUGAAGAAUUUGAUUGGUGGUAACGGGAAGAAAUUUGCUCGUGAUUUGAUAUACUGGUUAUUGAUUGCGUUCCCAGCCUCUUACACCAAUGCCGCCAUCAAAUAUUUGACGAACAGGUUAUCGUUGAGUUUUAGAACCAACUUGAUUAGAUAUGUGCAUGACAUGUAUCUUGAUAAGAUGAUGGCUUAUUAUAAGGUGUCACUUAAUGAAUCCAGGAUUCAAAAUAUCGAUCAGUACAUUACGAAUGAUAUCACCCAAUUCUGUGAUUCUAUCUGUGGGUUAUUCUCGAGUAUGGGUAAACCUAUGAUAGACUUGAUUUUCUUUGCAGUUUACUUAAGAGAUACUUUAGGAACCGGUGCAUUAGUUGGUAUUUUCAGUAAUUACUUUUUGACAGCGUGGUUUUUAAAGAAGAACACUCCAGCUUUCGGAAAAUUGUCUGCCAAAGGUACUCACCUUGAAGGUCAGUACUAUAAUCAACAUUUGAAUUUGAUUACCAAUAGUGAAGAAAUUGCUUUCUAUAAAGGUUCGGUGAUCGAGAAGUCUAAGCUUAAGGAAACUUACCAUAACUUAUCGGAUCACUUACGUGAUGAAAUUAAUACAACUUUUGGAUAUUCAAUCAUAGAAGAUUAUAUUUUAAAGUAUACAUGGUCUGCUUGGGGUUAUGUAUUUGCAGGAUUACCGGUUUUCCUUGAGGAUUUUUGGAAAACAAUACAACAGAUGAGAAAUGAUGGACCAGUUGAAGAGGAUAAGAAUGCCGUAAUCAAUGAGAAGCAAAAUAUGAGACAAUUUAUUAUCAACAAGAGAUUGAUGUUGUCAUUGGCUGAUGCAGGUUCAAGAUUGAUGUAUUCCAUAAAAGAUAUUUCUGAAUUGACCGGAUACACCGAUAGAGUAUUUAAUUUAUUGACUAAUUUACACGAGGUCCAUUCACCUAGAUUUGAUUAUGGAUCCAAACAAGGUGUUAAGGAUAUCAGAGGUACCAUCCAGUCCAACUACUACGAAGGUAUCAGAUUUGAAAACAUUCCCGUGAUCAUCCCAUCUGCUAAGGGAUCGGAAAACAACAAGUUGAUCAACAAAUUGAAUUUCCUGAUCUCCCAAAACAAGAACUUAUUAAUCUUAGGACCUAAUGGAUGCGGUAAGACAUCCAUUGCUAGAAUUAUGGCUGGAUUAUGGCCGUUAUACUUUGGUUUAUUAAGUAAGCCGGAAGACGACGAUAUUUUCUACUUGCCCCAGAAAACAUACUUCAACAAUGGAAACUUAAGAGACCAAAUCAUUUAUCCUUACAGUUAUGAUGACAUGCUUGAAAUGGGAUACAAUGACGACCAUUUGUAUCACAUAUUAAGAGAAGUCAAAUUGGAGUACUUAUUAUCAAGAGAAGGAAACUUCAAUGUCAAAAAGGACUGGAAGGAUGUGUUCAGUGGCGGUGAGAAGCAAAGAAUGAGUAUUGCCAGGGUCUUAUUCAAAAACCCAAAAUUCGUCAUUUUGGACGAAUCAACCAACGCUGUCUCUACCGACGUGGAAGACUAUUUAUUUGAAUUAUUGCAGAAGAAAAAAAUCACCUUCAUUACCUUGAGCCACAGACCAUUAUUGAUGAAGUACCACGACUUCAUUUUGGAAAUUAAGAGCUCCACUAGUGAAAACGAAAAUGACAUGAGUGGCGUGAAUUGGGAAUUCCAUGACUUGACCUCCGAGGAGAACUUGAAGAGUCUUGAUCAUGAAAUCGAUGAAAUCCAGCACAAGUUGUCCCAAGUCGAACAAUGGGAAUCGAGAAAAGAAGAUAUUGAAAAGUUUCUAGAUGGAAAGUAUGACGACAUUGAAGAAUCCACAGUGGAGUUGUCCCAGGAUCAAAUUCCAUCCGUUUAA